AGGCGGUCCUCAGUGGAGCGAGUCGAGCUGUGGGAGUCGGUUCAACUGCGGAUUUCGGAUUCAGAGCCGUGAUAUGAGAGAAACAGAGAAUCUUCCAGCUCCGCUUUACUGCCUCCUGCUUCUGCUCUCUGGAGUCUCCUCUUACACUGAGUUCGAGAUCUCGGUGCCCAGCGGUGGUCAGGUCGGGGUUUAUGGGCAGUCCGUGGUUCUGUUCUGCAGCUUUCCCACCGGAGGCUCCUGGGAUGUGAGCAGCAGCGUCAUCACCUGGCAGCGUGGCCUAGAGGUCGUCCACAGCUUCUACCACAGCCAAGACCAGCUGGACCGACAGCAUCCUCGCUAUGCCAACCGCACCAGCCUGUACCACCAGGAGAUGGCGGAGGGAAAUGCAUCCCUCAGGCUGGACCGGGUCUCCCUGGAGGAUCAUGGGAUAUACACCUGUUCGGUCAGCACACAGAUCGGGAGCCAGAAGAAAAGCUUUAGACUGAGAGUAGCAGCUUUCUACCCGGAGCCUCAUCUGCACAUCAGCCUUUCGAGUAACGGGCAGGUGGACCUCCUGCUGACCUCACAGGGAGGUUACCCCUCCCCUUCGCUGCAGUGGCUGAUGGGAAACACGCAGGACGUCACAGAGGAGACGCAAACGCAGCUGGAGCAGGACCAACACACCAGGCUCUACAACGUCAACAGUAAGCUCAACCUCACACGGGGAACCAACUCCUCCAUCACCUUCAUCCUGAAGAACCAAGAAUUGGGGCAGGAGAUCAGACGGAACAUCGACCUGUUCUUAGAAGACGGAGCUGGUGGUCCACAAUCACGACACAGGGUUCAUUCUGUUCUGCUUGGAGCUGUGGUCACUGUCGCAGUCGGCCUAGCAGUGUUAAUUGUUGCUUUCUUCAUACGGAAACAGAAAAAGCAGAAGAGGGACUUCAGAGCUGUUAGUGCUCCUGAUGAAGAGCAGUCCAUAAAUCACCAGAAUGGAAAAACUGUCCACUGAUCAUCUCGGACAAAGAGACUGCAUCACUGCAGUGUCGGCAGUUCUUACUAACGCUGGACGCUUUGACUGGAGAUGGUCAUCAGUCACCAGCACCGUCCGAAAGAAGCCAGUCCAGCAGUCCUGUGCUACACAUUUCAUGCUAGAGAUUUCUAUCUAGAACACUAUAUAAAGCCACCCUACCGGGCUCCGUUGGUCAGGCAAGGUCCAUCAGUCCUUGUUUUCCUGCAGCUGAUGUGAGCCUGGCCAGCGCGAGUCGCGGCCGUUAGAGGUGUCGGACGUUUGAUCAGAGCCGCAGUACGAGUUGAUUGACAGCUCAAAAUGGAAGUUAAUGCCUCGUGAGUCCAGACUGUGUUUCAGUGUAAGUGCAUUUUUACGAAAUUCCAGCAAAAAAAAGUGAACGACGUCGUGUUUCCAUCCACUGCGGUGACGUGAAGAAGGCUUAGACGGCGGAGGAGCUGCAGUCAAACACAGGAUCACCUUUACAGCCAUUUGCCUCUUUAUUUUCUUAUUUUGAGCACUGACCACUAGUCACUCUGUCCGGACCACAGAAUCAACUGACUUACAGCUUGAUGGUCAUCGUUUAUUCGAAAAACACUUUCCCCUCACUUUUUUAUGCAUUUCAGCUUUAGAGCUGCUUUUAAUACCGAAUAGGACAAAUCAGCUCAAUUAGCCAAACACAAGCCAGCCACAAAAUACUGAGCAUCUUCAGAUGAACGUUGCGCUAGUAUCUAGUAUUUUUAUAAAUGUGCCUUACUCUGAAAAAUGAGCUAUGAAUUGAAUAGUAUUUCUAUUGUAAUUCAUUUCUGGAUGCUGCAUCAUUUUACUCACCGAUUGUAUAGAUUGUAUAAACAGAUCACUGCACUGAAAUUCAGAUCUUGAUGUUCUGUAUGUUGAGCUGUUACUGAUUUAUUCCGUGUUUAGGUAAAUAAUGAAUUACACUAACAUUUGGUUCCGUCUGGAUUCACUGAUUCUGAUGUUAGAAAUGGUUCAAAUGUGAACAAUCUUGAGUUUCUUUAGUAAGAAACACACAACAGUUUGUUUUCAUCAGGUUGAAACUGUAAUAAAUGGUCUUCUGUAUUACUGAGAAACACUGAUAUGGCAUUAAAUCUGAUUAUUGAAGUUA
Messenger RNA from Pygocentrus nattereri (red-bellied piranha), 2114 nucleotides. RefSeq lists its product as uncharacterized. Gene Ontology annotation, cellular component: external side of plasma membrane. Bases 74 to 991 code for a protein of 305 amino acids. The record is from RefSeq and is a predicted model, not a curated record. Lineage: Eukaryota; Metazoa; Chordata; Actinopteri; Characiformes; Serrasalmidae. Gene Ontology annotation, biological process: cellular response to lipopolysaccharide; T cell costimulation; negative regulation of T cell proliferation. The transcript is spliced from 4 exons.